CAUAGAACAAUGGCUUCAUCACCUUCACAGAAUGACCUUACAUCGUGUUCCAUUUGUUUUGAAAAAUUCAGGACACCAAGAUGUCUGCCUUGUUCACAUUUGUUUUGCCACGGUUGUCUAUCGUCCUACAUCAUGACUUCAUGUGAAUCUAAAGAGGUGCCCAUAGGGUUUUCAUGCCCUCUUUGUAAGGAAUUUAUUCCAUCACCAUUCCCCGGCGACAAACUAGAAAACUGGGCUGAAAAAUUCCCAAUCUGUGAAAUACUUGAAAAAAUCAACCAACUUAAGGAAUCCAGUUUUUGUUCAGCGUGUCAGAGGGAAAACGAAGAGGAGGAAGCAACGGAUAUUUGUCUCAUUUGUCAAGAGUUUUUAUGCAGAAACUGUACGAAAUAUCACAGACGAAAUCUGGCAUCGCGAACACACAAAAUUGUAUCUUUGAAUGAACCUAAAGCGGUAAUUGAAUUAACAUCUUUACUAAGAAACGAAAAUUGUCAGGAGCACCCCGACAGAAAGGUUGAGUUGUACUGCAAUGAUCACGGUAAGCCAUGUUGCACUCUCUGUAUAAGUACGGAGCACAGGAGAUGUGACAGCAUCGACGACAUACAGAAAGCUGUAGAGAGAAUAAAGAACAGUGAUAAUUUACAAGCAUUGCAAAAGGAAUUCAGAAAAUAUGAAGAGGAACUGUUGACAGCAAAAAAGAGCCACGAAGAUAAUAUCAGUGAGAUAGACAGUACUUCGGAUCUUAUUACAGAAGAAACAAAGAAGCUGAAGGAAGAAAUAAUUGAACAAUUAGACAAACUGGAAAGCGAGCAUCAUAAUGAAUUAAGCAAAGUUAUGAAGGAGAGCAGGGGAAUGUUAAACAAAAAUAUUGAUUCUCUUUCAGACAGGAUUAAGUUUACGAGGAUCUGUUUAACAAAACUUCAGGAAAUGAAAGCAGAAAGAGGUGCUUCUUUUAUGAAGGAAUAUCAUAAAAAUAAAGGAAAUUUUGAAAUAAUGAAAAGACAAAAUACAAGCAAAAAAGAACUCAGAAUCCAGAUUGAAUCUAAUGCAGCUAGAGAACUUGAAAGGUUUAAAAAUUCAAUAUUACUGUUAAGGCCUCAAGUAAAAAAUAUUGUAAGAAACCAGUUCACUGACUUGGACUUAUUAAACGCCCAUUUUUCUGUUCUUUAUGAUUUUGAUGCACUGGGUCUGAAUAUAUGCAGUGGCACCUUUCUUCCGGAUGGAACCUUCGUAGUAGCAAGUCACAGUAAAAGUGAAAUUGGCCUCAAUAAGUAUUCUCUGACCAAUGAUACUUCCACACGGCUAAAAACAUUCCAUUCCGACAGUUAUCUUUUUGAUGUACGAUGUGUCGAAGAUGAAUUGUAUGUGACUGACCACACAAAUAAACGUGUAAUCGUCAUUUCAAAUGAUACCUUCAUAAAACUGCGUGAAUUUUCUGUUCAUCCAAAGUUUUAUCCUUUUGGUAUAGCAAUCUGGGGGAAGUUUCUAUUGGUUGCUUCUGAAACAGCAAUACUAAAGUACGAUAUGCAAGGGAACUUGAUUCAUUCUUACCCCGUAGAAGACAGAGUUCUGUACGUAGUUGUGGUGGACAAUGGACACAUUGUGUAUAGCAAUGAGUACACCCAUAAUGUGAGUACCAUGGACGAUCAAGGAACAGCACUAUGGACGUACAGCAGCCCUAAACUUAGGACACCCUAUAGUGUGGACAAGGAUGAGAUGAAUAAUAUCUAUGUGGCUGGUACAGACAGUAAUAAUGUUCAUAUAUUGUCUUCUAGUGGCAGUCUCAUCAGAAUUGUAGAAAACAUUCCAAGGCCUGCUUUUAUGAAAGUUAAAGAAGGAAGUAAUAUUUGCUGUGUUUGUAGCAACUGGAAGAACAUUAGAGUAUAUGAAAUAAAGUAACAGAUAUUUAUAUUGUACAA
Messenger RNA from Saccostrea echinata, 1916 nucleotides. Its product is annotated as E3 ubiquitin-protein ligase TRIM45-like. The record is from RefSeq and is a predicted model, not a curated record. Gene Ontology annotation, molecular function: zinc ion binding. The transcript has a single exon. Lineage: Eukaryota; Metazoa; Mollusca; Bivalvia; Ostreida; Ostreidae. The coding region runs from base 10 to 1896 and encodes 628 amino acids.